Lodderomyces jiufengensis is the source of this 2085-nucleotide messenger RNA. Its product is annotated as nucleotide diphosphatase/phosphodiesterase. Gene Ontology annotation, biological process: nucleoside triphosphate metabolic process. Gene Ontology annotation, molecular function: ribonucleoside triphosphate phosphatase activity; nucleoside triphosphate diphosphatase activity. The transcript has a single exon. The record is from RefSeq and is a predicted model, not a curated record. The coding region runs from base 1 to 2085 and encodes 694 amino acids. NCBI's taxonomy places the organism in Eukaryota, Fungi, Ascomycota, Pichiomycetes, Serinales, Debaryomycetaceae.
AUGUCUAUCAAUUACAAUGCACCACAUGCAGUAGAUGUGCCUAUAACAGAUAUGGAUGAUCCAGAAGAUGAUAUAAUAUUCUCAGAACAAGAACCAAACCACCAAAACAACAAUGAAAUACAUGAAUUCUUUGAUCCACUAGAAGAUACAGAAUCCAAAAAACCAGAAAACUUAAUAAACAAACUAAAGUCAUUACUUAAUGGUACUAAAUCUAAAAGAACAAAUCAAUAUGAAAUGGUUAGUAAUUUGGAAGACCCUAGAUAUUAUGCUCAAGAUGAAAUUGAUGAACUAGAUGAAGAAGCACCAAUAGACCUAAAGGAUUAUAGAUUAAAACUACUCGAAAGAAAAGUUAGAAAUAGAACUAUAUUUGGAGGAUUAAUACUAUUGGCAAUAGUAGUAACAACAAUAAUACUAUUUAGCAAGAAGAACUUAACGAACUUUACAAGUCAAAGCACAAACAAAUCAAAAACAAUAUAUUCGAAUUCAACUCAUGAAUUUUACAAAACUACAAUUGUGGUGUCACUAGAUGGGUUUCAUCCUCAUUAUAUAAAUCCUCAUGAUACUCCCACACUACAUAACAUGUUGAUCGAAGAUUUUGGAGCUCCGUAUAUGAUUCCAAGUUUCCCAUCACUGACUUUUCCUAAUCAUUGGACUUUAGUUACUGGAUUGUAUCCCUCGGAGCAUGGUAUUGUGGGGAACACAUUUUGGGAUCCUCAACUCAACAAGCAAUUUAUCAAUACAAAUCCUGAAGUUGGUGGAUUAGAUCCUGAUUUUUGGAAAGGUGGUGAACCAAUAUGGCAAACAGCAGCGAAACAAAAUUUAAAAAGUGCUGUUCACAUGUGGCCAGGUUCUGAAGUUCCUGGAGUAGGUCCUGAGCAUGAUUUUGAUAGGUUCAAUGGAUCUGAAUUAUUAUCGUUAAAAGUUGAUAGAGUAAUGGGUUGGUUAGAUCGUGAUAUAGAGAGUAGACCUGAAUUGAUUUUAACUUAUGUACCUACAGUUGAUGAGUAUGGUCACAAGUGUGGGAUAUCGGGUGUUGAAUUGACUCAAAGUUUAACUUAUGUGGACAAUUUUAUACAGUUAAUGAGGCAAGAACUAGAGAAUAGGAACUUACAAAAUAUUGUUAAUUUGGUAGUGGUAAGCGAUCAUGGAAUGGCACCUACUGCAAAUGAUAGAUUAGUGUAUCUUGAUGAUUUGGUGGAUCUUAAAAAAAUAGAACAUAUUGAUGGCUGGCCAUUGAUUGGAUUACGUCCUAAAUCAGACGAAAAUGUUGAUGAUAUAAUCAAUGAAAUAAAUAAUAACAUUAACAAAUUGGAUUCAAAUUUAUCUAAAAACUAUAACAUUUAUAAAAUGGAAAAUAUACCUAAAAAAUUCAAGUAUGGGGGUGAAUUAAAUAAUCACAAAUAUAACUAUAGAUUAGCACCUAUUUGGAUUUUCCCAGAUGUUGGGUAUGCAAUAACAACACAUGAACAAAUGGAUAAAAUGGGAAAUGUUUACAAGCCAAAGGGAGUUCACGGGUUCGAUAACUCACAUCUUUUGAUGAGAGCUAUAUUCUUAGCCUCAGGACCAUAUUUUAAUGAGAAUUUCAAAUCUCAGAAAAUAAAACCAUUUCCAAAUAUAAAUAUUUAUAACCUCAUAUGUGACUCGUUAGAUUUGAUACCUGCUCCAAACAAUGGAACUUCUUUCAAUUUGGUGUAUAAUGAGAAAUUACCUGAGACAUGGCAAGACAAAUUAACCUUUCCAAAUUUACCAUUUGAUGUUGAACAUAUUGUAAGAAAUAAUGCAACUUAUGAUCAAUUAUGGAGACAAAGAUUAAAAGUUGAUCCAGUGGGUGUUAAUUCUGAUGCUGGUAAUUCAUUAUCUGAACAACAAAAGACAAGUAGCUCUGAAUCUCAAAGUUUACCUAGACCAAGCGAUUUUAUACCAACUACAACUAGUGAGAACUUAAUAACUAGUGAACCUACACCUACAACCACAAGAGUGCAUGAAGGAUUUGGAGAGAUAUUAGGAGAUAUAAUAGAUGGAAUUGAAGAUGGAGUAGAAGCAAUUGGGGAUGUUUUACAUAGUAUAAUAGAUGAUAAUUUUUGA